Messenger RNA from Drosophila subobscura, 2781 nucleotides. It is a transcript of the gene js, whose product is annotated as mucin-17. The transcript is spliced from 5 exons. The record is from RefSeq and is a predicted model, not a curated record. Gene Ontology annotation, molecular function: chitin binding. Gene Ontology annotation, cellular component: extracellular region. Bases 583 to 2556 code for a protein of 657 amino acids. Lineage: Eukaryota; Metazoa; Arthropoda; Insecta; Diptera; Drosophilidae.
CCAAGUUGGGUGCACUCGGAGGUAUCAGUUCAAAGCGCGACUUCGUUGAGUUCGGUUGUGUCGUUCCGCCAAAAGUCCAUCCCACGCCGAGGAGCAUCUCUGCAGACGCGCGAUAUUUUGAAGUUGUGUCUGAAGCAAGGACUGUGUGAAUUUGUGUGUGUUGAUGGCAUGCCAGUGCCAGAAGCGGAAUAUAUAUUGUAUAAUAAUUUAUGCGAACCAAUUUGGUUCCAGUGUGUGAGUGGUCUUGACUUUGUUUGGAGCACUGGAACCGAGCUGCAAGCUGCACACUGCACUCGCACUCGGCUGCUGUCUCUGACAUUUGAUCUUUGCAAAGAUCACAUCGUUCCGUAGCUCGCACCCAACGCCUCGAAACUCGCAUUGCAUUGCAUCGGAUGUGUGACCAUAUGGAAUAUACUUUAUCCACCUACCACCUACAGCGGCAAUUAGUUUGCUCAGUUUAAGACUGAGACUGCAACGGUGACUGCAACGGCGACACGGGCGAAGUUGUAAGCUCUCCAAAAAUACGUACGAGUAUCACCAUCAUUCAACACCAACGAAACUCCGGAGAGAACGAUCAUCGAAAUGUUCACGCAAGCGAUCCCAAAGUAUUCGCGACUCUUGGCCCUGGCUUUGUUCUGCGCAACGUUAUUUUUGGGCAGUGAGGCCCAAAAUGCAUUCCAGACCAUAAAUCCUGCCUCACAACUCACGGAGAAAACUUUCUUCUCGUGCACGGGUCGUCCGGCUGGCUACUACGCGGACGUGGAGUCGGGCUGCCAGGUGUACCACAUGUGCGAUGGCCUGGGCCGCCAGUUCAGCUACACGUGCCCCAACACGACGCUCUUCCAGCAGCGCAUGCUCAUCUGCGAUCACUGGUACAUGGUGAACUGCUCCAAGGCGGAGAGCAACUAUGCCGCCAAUCUGCUAAUUGGUCAGCGCGACAAACCCUUUGUGAACGAUGAGGAGAAUAGUCUGAGAACGCCACGACCCGACCUCCUGGACCGUCCCUAUGCUCCGGACUAUUCGGGCGAGUCCUUUAGAAGUCAAUACAAACAACUAACUCCCAAUCAGAAUCAAAUCCGCGAUGAAUCCUCGAAGGGUGCCAAUGGCGGAGCUGGAAAAUAUGAUCCACAAAUUUCGACACAGACGCGCUGGCGCAUUCCUCCGCCCAGUCGUACCAUCCAGCCGCCGGCCUACGAGCCACAGAUCGAGCUGCCAAGCAGCACAGCGAAGCCAAGGAUCACCACGAUCACCAGUCGAGCCACCACCACCAGUCGUCCCACCACCACCAGUCGAGCCACCACCAGGACGACAACCACAACAACUCGUAGACCUGCCAUUGUGAGCGUGGCCACAAAACGCACAGAGGCACUGCACACGCGCAGGCCUACUGUCCUGGCAGUGGAGCAGGACAUGGAGGAUCUGGGAACCAGUCACAGCACACGGUACAACACCUCUGCGGACUUUAAUUCGGUGGAGGGACCACUGAGGGCCACAAAGAACACCAGCACGAAGCUGGUGAAGUUCGUAAAGCCGCCAUCGAAGAUCUACGAGCCGCCGUUCCUAUACCCCAUUUACAACCAGGACGACGAGCCAAAACAACCAGCUGCCAGUGGACCGGGGACACUUCGCUCCUCCACAGCAGCACCAUUCAGUCCGAGUGUCAGCCGGAUACACAUCAGCGAGGCCACCACCACUGCACGUCCCCAGAGCCGGCCCACAACCUUGGCGGGUUCGCCCUUCUCCUUUGCCUCGCCACCCACGACGACGAGCACGCCAGCAGCUCCUCCAAGGAACGAGAACCGAACGCCGGCACCAGCACAGAGUUUCCGCCUGGCCACUGGCUCAUCCGUGCCCACCGCUGCACCGCCAGCACAGCAGAAGCUGACUCUGCCUUUCAAUGAUUUGUUGCCUCCAUUUGUGGACUUUGUGCCCCAUGACAUAGCCACCACGCAGGGUCCGCCCAUCUACUACGAGUGGAAAGUGCCCUCGAAUGGCUUGGAACCCCCAAAGCUCGAUCCUCCAAUCGGUGUAGAUGGACGUGAGUAUCCCGAGACGACUGGCGACUACGGCGUCGUCAAGGGCAAGACGGACAUAUUCAACACCAGGCUGAACGACAUUGGCAGCCAUCCGCAGAAGCCAGCAGGUCCAGUGCAGGUCCAGGUGCCGGUGCAGCAAUCGAGCACCAGCAGACGCUUGCCCACCUCAAGGUCGAUCAAGACCACGGAGAAGUACGAUCAGGCACAGCGUCGCUCGGAUGUGGUGGGAAGUUCCACGGAUAUAACAACGCUACGAAAGCAGCUGCUCAUUCCGGAGUACGCCUUUCCCCUGGAGACGAUCGGGCGGACGGGCUACGGUCCUGGCGCCGGUCUCGGUGUCGGCGCCAGUUCCAGCUCCAGCACAGGAGACGUGUACAAUUCCUUUCAGUUAAAGAUCCCCGAGCAUCGCAGCGGAUCGGGCAGCAGUUCCAUCAAGUGGUUCGGCGAGAAUCCCAAGUGUCCGGAGUGCCAUCCGUCGUUCGUCCUCCCGGGCACCUGCGAGCCAUGUCUGAGGAGAUAGUCCAGCUCUGCAUAGGUUCCCACUUAUCCAUUAACCGCAUUCCAUUAUCCGCAUCCGAAUCUACACCUGCAUCUGCUCCUAGGUCCUAGUAUUAGCCCUUGCUGCCCCAGAGCGAGCCAGAGAGAAGCAUCUUCCACGCAUUUAAAUGUUAAAGUUAUUGUACAUCAGCAGUAAAGACAAUGCAUUAUUGUUUAAUAAUUAAAGUUACGCAAAUUAUUUUGUGAA